Messenger RNA from Dioscorea cayenensis subsp. rotundata (Guinea yam), 1140 nucleotides. Its product is annotated as short-chain dehydrogenase reductase 2a-like. The transcript has 4 exons. NCBI's taxonomy places the organism in Eukaryota, Viridiplantae, Streptophyta, Magnoliopsida, Dioscoreales, Dioscoreaceae. Bases 160 to 1032 code for a protein of 290 amino acids. The record is from RefSeq and is a predicted model, not a curated record.
ACCAAAAUUGACAUUGGGGACACUGGACAAAGCCGUUUCAUAUUCUUCCACCACUUCCUGUCUUCCCUUCCCUUUCUCCUACUUUCUUCAUUACUCACUAUAAAAAGAAGCUCAAUAUCAAAAGAGAUUGUGAAUUAAAAAAAAAAAAAAGAGGAAACCAUGCUCAGGUUCAUCACAAGGAGGAGUUCUUUUGGUACUAAAGAUGCCUUCCAAAGGCUCUUCUCCACAUCUCAGCUACAAAGACUAGCUGGGAAAGUGGCAGUGAUCACCGGAGCAGCAAGCGGAGUCGGAAAAGCUACCGCAACCGAGUUCAUCCGCCAAGGUGCCAAUGUCAUCUUGGCCGACAUCCAACACGAUGCCGGCCAAGCCAUAGCCGUCGGCCUUGGCCCAAACGCCACCUUUGCCUUUUGCGACGUAACCAAAGAAUCCGACAUUUCCACCACCAUUUCCCUUGCAGUCAAAACCUACGGCCAUGUCGACAUUGUCUACAACAAUGCCGGCAUUGCCGGGUCUUUAACUCCAUCAGUUACUGAGCUCAAUAUUGAAGACUUUGACAAGGUAAUGGCGGUAAAUGUCCGGUCUGUAGUGACUGGAAUAAAACAUGCGGCAAAAGCAAUGAUACCGAGAAAAACCGGCUGCAUUCUUUGCACAGCAAGUGUAACUGGCAUUCUUGGUGGAAUGGCUCCUAUAGAUUAUACAGUGUCAAAAACUGCGGUGGUCGGAGCGGUGAGAGCCGCAGCAGCAGAGCUUUGUAAGUAUGGAAUAAGAGUCAAUUGUAUUUCGCCCCAUGCUUUGCCUACAGCUUUAGGGGUGAAGGCGAUGAUGCAAAUGCUUCCGGGGGUGACAGAAGAGAGGGUGGUGGAGAUGAUUUAUGCGACCGGAGAGUUCGAGGGGGCGCGGUGUGAGCCGGAGGAUGUAGCGAAGGCUGCAGUGUACUUGGCGUCAGAUGAUGCUAAGUAUAUAAGCGGGCAUAACCUUGUGGUGGAUGGCGGGUUUACCGUCAACAAGAAAUUCGAUUUUCCGCCACCGUAGUUAUAACUAUUUUGAUCAUUCGAAUAAAUACAUGUAUAAAUAAAAAUCAAAUGUGCUAAGCAUUAUAAACUUAUUGCACAUUAAAAAUUCAUAAGGGAGUCCAGUUUA